Hippopotamus amphibius kiboko is the source of this 2942-nucleotide messenger RNA. It is a transcript of the gene AK3, whose product is annotated as adenylate kinase 3. The record is from RefSeq and is a predicted model, not a curated record. The transcript has 5 exons. NCBI's taxonomy places the organism in Eukaryota, Metazoa, Chordata, Mammalia, Artiodactyla, Hippopotamidae. Gene Ontology annotation, molecular function: AMP kinase activity; ATP binding. The coding region runs from base 188 to 871 and encodes 227 amino acids. Gene Ontology annotation, biological process: nucleobase-containing compound metabolic process. Gene Ontology annotation, cellular component: cytoplasm; mitochondrion.
GAGCGCCCGGGUCGCCAGGGCGGGCGCGGCAGCCCGUCGCCUCACUUCCGGGAGCGCCCGGGUGCUGAGGCCGCCGCUCGCUCGCUCGCAGCGCUGCCAGCCGGCCGGCCCCGAGCCGCAGAGCGGGUGAGCGCGCAGCCAGGCCGAAGCCCCACCGUCGGCGCGGAGCCGUCCGCUCUCGGCGGCCAUGGGGGCGUCUGCGCGGCUACUGCGCGCGGCUAUCAUGGGGGCGCCGGGCUCCGGCAAGGGCACCGUGUCCUCGCGCAUCACCAAACACUUCGAGCUGAAGCACCUCUCCAGCGGGGACCUGCUCCGAGACAACAUGCUUCGGGGCACAGAAAUUGGUGUGUUAGCCAAGACUUUCAUUGAUCAAGGGAAGCUCAUCCCAGAUGAUGUCAUGACUCGGUUGGUUCUUCAUGAGCUGAAAAAUCUCACCCAAUAUAGCUGGCUACUGGAUGGUUUUCCAAGGACACUUCCACAGGCAGAAGCCCUGGAUAGAUCCUAUCAGAUAGACACAGUGAUUAAUCUGAAUGUGCCCUUUGAGGUCAUCAAACAACGCCUCACUGCUCGCUGGAUUCAUCCAGGCAGCGGCCGCGUCUACAACAUCGAAUUCAACCCUCCCAAAACCAUGGGCAUUGAUGAUCUGACUGGGGAGCCUCUCAUUCAGCGUGAGGAUGAUAGACCAGAGACGGUUGUCAAGAGACUGAAGGCUUACGAAGCCCAGACAGAGCCCGUCCUGGAAUACUACCGGAAAAAAGGGGUGUUGGAAACAUUCUCUGGAACAGAAACCAAUAAGAUCUGGCCACAUGUAUAUGCUUUCCUACAAACAAAAGUUCCACAGGUAAACCAGAAAACGUCAGUUACUCCAUGAGGAAAAGUGCAUAUAACUAGUAAGAUGAGCAGAAGCUCUUUGUCUGUGCAUUUAGUGGUUCCUUAUCCUAAGACUCUGUCAUGUAUAAAUUCUUUGAAAAUUGUUGUUUUACUUCUGCUGAUUUUAUUCUGGAAAUUAAAGAUGUGCCAAAUGAGUCAGAUAUGAAGAUUGAUCUUUUGAAGUGUUUGUUGUGUUUUAUCCAGUUAUCUUCUAUGGAUGUACAAUUAAAAACAUCAGAGAUGUCUAAACUUUUGAAAAUUGUUGAGCAUAAUUAAAAGAGCAAUUGGUAAUAAUCUAAGUUUUGUUCAGAAGAGAAGAGGUUGAUAAAGUUUCCUUAUUUUUCUGGAAAAGUAAAAAAAGAAAAAAAUUCCAUGUCAGUUGUGGAAAGUGUCUUAUCAGAGGCUUUUGUGUAGACUGAUGCCAAAAGAGAUCUCUAGCACUGUGGUACUGGUUUUGUGGGACACUAUGUCUACAGAAUUCCAGGAAAAAAGCUACUGGAUAUACAGAUUCAUUGCAGGAUGCAAAUUCACUGCUGCUUUUUAUUGACCUGAAACAAAUAGACUGCCAGAUAUUUCUCCAGCAAAAUGGGUUUAUUCGAGAUCAGCAGAUAAUUUGGGGCUUGCAACCAUGGUGAGCCAUGUGCAAGUCCUCCCCACAGCAAGGCAAGAAGAAUGCUUUUAUAAAGGGGAAAGGAAGUUGGGAGUGCUGUAGUAAACAAAGAGUCCAUGGCUUUUCAUUGGCUGAAUCCUUGCCAGUUUUCUUCCUUUUGGGCUAUGCUGUCUUCACAAGGCAUAAGAGCUCCCUCUUGUGGUCUCCUGACUCUAUUUAAUUGAGGUUUCUGUUUAUUUUUUUACACUUUACAGUAGCAAACUUACAAUAGCCAUAUAUGCUAUAUUUUGUUGUUAAACAUUUGUUUACUCCACAUUUUCAGUUUGCUAUAAAAAUGUAUCAAUUAGCAUAUAAGGAAAUAUAUUUUCUUAACAACUUAUUUUCUUUGAAAAUACUUGUGUACUAAGGGAUAUGAUUUGUUAUAAAUUGACGUCAUAAAUUCUUGUUGCAAAAGCACCAAAGUUGAAUUUUUAAUAGAAUCUGCAGUUUCAGGUGUUACUCAGGUUAAGAAAUAUGUGCUUUAGGAUCUAUUUGCCAGUUUCUCUUUUUUUGAUCCAAAUGUAUGAUCUGCCUUGAUGAAUAACAAAUUAAAGAGAAAACAAAGAGACAAAGAGAAACAGAGAGACAGGAAGAAAGGGAGAGAGAGGGAGGGAGGGAGGUGGGGAGGAAGCCAGGGAGGGAGGUGGGGAAGCAAGGGAGGAAGGAAGGAAGGAAACCCACCGCACUUUGCCAUUGGGAAAUAGGUCAGGUUUGCCUGGGGGAAAUUCCCUUGACAUAAAUAACAAUCGUAAUUAGUAAACAGGUGUAGCAAUUAAAAAGAUUUACAUGACCUGUUAAACCAGGAAACUGACUGAUUUUGCUUGGAAGAGUUCUUUAUUCCUAAUCAAAGAAAUUGACACCUGCUAGUAUUCACUGCUGUCCUACCUUAAUGGAGAAGAAUUCUGCUGGUCAGUGUAAUCUGAGCAGUCAUUUUAAAAUGAAAAUGAUUGGAUUCCUUAGUGGGGCAAUAGGAUGCAUGCUUAUGUAUGGUGGCCUGGUAGGAAGAGCAGGGCAAUGAGAGGUGAAGGAGAAAUCCGACAAUAUCUUCAGUUCUCUUACUUGGUGCUAGAUUAAAUGAAACAAGUCAUUGUAAUAAGCUAUUAUUAACUGCCUUUGAAAAUUUGGCCCAUUUUAUUCUAGGCACUGAAAAUACAAAUGCCAGCAAGUAAUUCUUAUGUAUCUUGUGGGGGAAAAGACCUUACUUUUCUUUGAUUAUUAAAAAUUUAAUAUUGAUCUUUCAAAAAUAUACCAAGUUUUUAAAAAGGAUUAUGGUAAACAUUUCAUUCUUCACAAAACGUCCUUUAAUGCCUUAUUUGAAUGUUGUUAUGUGCAUUCUAAAAAUGUUGGGAACUGCUCUACUUAUGAAUUAUCAAGUGUACAUUAAUGUCAAUGAAUUAGAAUUAAAUGAAAAUUGAAAACUGUG